AUGAAAGCCCUCUCCGUGCUCUGUCUCACCCAAGCCCUGGCCUCAUUGGCGUUGGGGUUCUCUGACCAGGAACCUAUACUCGAUGCUGUCGAGGAAGAGGCCCGACAGAAGUGGGACUUCUUUUGGGGAUAUUCAGGGAUAUCAACCUUUGGCCAUCUGCCUCACAAGCGAUGCCUGGUGGAGCCGUAUGAGCGGUUUGACAUUGGUGUCAUCGGCGUGCCUUUUGACACGGCUGUCAGCUAUCGACCGGGUAAGAGAGGCGGAAAUACCCCUUCUUUUUUGUCUGUUGAGAUACUGGUUAGAGUCUUGAGACUAAUUCGUUCAUCAACCGUAGGCGCCCGGUUCGGCCCCCGGGCGAUCCGCGCAGCGUCGAACCGCCAUCUGCCCAGCCGUGGGUUCAGUACGUACUCUGGAUUGAAUCCGUACAUGUCAUGGGCCAAGGUGUUAGACUGUGGCGAUGUGCCCGUGAACCCAUUCGACAACGACCUCGCGCUGCGGCAGAUGACCGAGGCGCUGGAGGAGCUGAGUGCCAAGCGGCAGACGACGUCAGAUCGCGAGGAUCUGAAGGUGCCCAAACUUCUCAUUCUGGGCGGGGACCACUCAAUCGCGCUGCCGGCGCUGCGGGCGAUGAACAAGGCCUACGGUCAGCCGGUCGCAGUGGUGCACUUUGACGCGCACCUCGACACCCUGCACCCCAGCAGCUACCCUAGCGUGUGGAGUUCCAAGCAGACCGAGUUCACCCACGGAUCCAUGUUCUGGCAGGCCGGGAACGAAGGCCUGGUGCUCAAUGAUUCCUCCAUCCACGCCGGCCUGCGGACACGCAUCACGGGUGACGACUGGGCAGACUACAUCCGCGACGACGAGCAGGGCUUCCUCCGGCUGACGACCGAGGACAUCGACGAUAUCGGACCCCAGGGCAUCGUGGACCGGAUCAUCGAGCGGGUCGGUACGGAGCGCCCGGUCUACCUGUCGAUCGACAUCGAUGUGCUCGAUCCUAGCAUUGCCCCGGGCACGGGGGCGCCCGAACCUGGUGGCUGGACGAUGCGCGAGAUGAACCGCAUCAUCCGCGGGAUGGACAAGCUCAAUAUCGUCGGUGCAGACAUUGUCGAGGUGUCGCCGGCGUUUGACGACCACACGGAGAACACUGCCUUUGCCGCCGCGCAGCUUGGAUACGAGAUUAUUUUGAACUGGGUCAAGAAGGGACUGGACAAGGCGCCACUCACGGAGCAGGAAGCCAAGAUCCUUUCGGCGGAGCAAAAGGAGGAGGGGACUAAGAUCCACACGGAGCUGUAA
Messenger RNA from Penicilliopsis zonata CBS 506.65, 1293 nucleotides. RefSeq lists its product as hypothetical. The coding region runs from base 1 to 1293 and encodes 430 amino acids. The transcript has 2 exons. Gene Ontology annotation, molecular function: metal ion binding; agmatinase activity. Lineage: Eukaryota; Fungi; Ascomycota; Eurotiomycetes; Eurotiales; Aspergillaceae. The record is from RefSeq and is a predicted model, not a curated record.